AUGGCUGCUGAGGCGAGAUGCGAGGCUAUUCAAAGCGCGAAGCUCAUUGUGACGUACAAGAGAGAGAAGGACGCUGCUGUUCUCGAGAAGGAGGAAGCCCUUGCUGGUAUGGGCAAGGCGGAAAGGAAGAAGAGGAGCUCCUUAUUGGCUGAAGACUCACAGGCGAAGAGCUCGUCGCGUCCUCUAACACAGCCUGUAGUGCCAGCGCCACCACCAUCUGUGAAGUCGGCAUUGAAAAAGCCUCCGCCAGAGGCAGAAGGUUCGGAGAAUGUCAGGUCCACGCCUCCGAGCACGGGACAACUACAGGUCAGGGUGAAGGCUAAGGCGACUACCUCUCCUCCUGCUGCUCCUCCUGCUGCUGUUGCAGUGGAAUCGAAGAAUGCGUCACAGAAGGACAGUAGUGGGAACUUCAAGAAGAUGACACCAAAGAAAGCUCAGCCUAAAAGAAGCGCUGCGCCGAUGGAGGACCCUCCACCGAACAAGAAGAGGAUAUCGAUGUCGCCAGAGGACUGCAAGCAGCAAUGA
Molecule: messenger RNA, 525 nt
Organism: Perkinsus marinus ATCC 50983
Lineage: Eukaryota; Perkinsozoa; Perkinsida; Perkinsidae
Product: Histone H1-II, putative
Exons: 5
Coding region: 1-525 (174 amino acids)
Source: RefSeq, a predicted model, not a curated record